Molecule: messenger RNA, 1058 nt
Organism: Eruca vesicaria subsp. sativa (arugula)
Lineage: Eukaryota; Viridiplantae; Streptophyta; Magnoliopsida; Brassicales; Brassicaceae
Source: the annotation of a GenBank genome assembly
GAGAGAUCGGAGAUGAGUGGCAAACUCAGCCCUGUCGGCGAAGAAAAACAGAGUACGAGGACAACAUCGAAGAGGAUCAAGAACAAGAAGCAGAUGGAAUCAACUCUCACGGACAAGUCUCCUUCAAAUCUUGAAACGUCUCAUAAGUUCAGAACAAAGACAAAGAAACCCAAAUUUCUCAGUCUCAAGCUUGAACUCAACACUACUGGAACCACUAAGAGCAAGAAUAUAGGAGCUGAUACGACGCCGUUUAAAGAGAAGAACAUAGCUGAGAAUGUGGGAGGAGAGAAAGAAGAAGAACUAUUCGCCACGGACAGCACAAUCUCUUCGAUCCACGACCUCCUCCCUUCCUCCACCUCCGCCGCCGUCGACGGAGGGAGGAACCUGUCAUCGUACGGUUCAUCUUCUUCUUCUUCUUCGCUUAUAAGGACUGCGUUGAAGAAAGGAGCGAGCGAGGAGGAGCGGUGGGUGAGUUAUUCGGAGGUGAUGAGUCGGAGAUGUUGCGGCGGAGAUGGAAAAGAAGGACGGUGUUCGCUUGCUCUGAAGCUUGACUAUGAGCAGAUCAUGGAGGCUUGGUUGGAUAAAGGUGCUCUUUAUAUCGACGGAGAACCGCCGCAGAUGGUGCCGGACUUGCAUGCUUCUGCUGACGUGUUUACCGGCGGCAGAGAGGCAUGGAGUUUAUGGACGGUGCCGGAGAUGGAGACAACGGAGAGGCUAUGGAGAGAGCACAGAGAAGCUAGUUUGCUACGGUAUAAAGAGAAGCGGCAAAGCCGUUUUUUUGCUAAGCGGAUUCGAUACCAAGUUCGUAAACUCAACGCUGAGAAACGUCCUCGUAUUAAAGGCCGGUUUGUGAAGAGAGACGUUGUAAUAGACCACUAAAAACUGGUAGUGAUAAGUUUCUUAGCCUUCCAACUUAAAAUCAAUUAGCAAUUAGUGGAUUGGCCCAAGUCCUUUAUACAUUACUCAUGUUCCAUUCAUAUUUUCAAUGUGGGAUCUUUAUCCCAACACCCUCCCUCGAAAUAAUGGUGGGUCUAACCAUUAAUUUCGCAGAAUCCAUC